Molecule: messenger RNA, 2133 nt
Organism: Cololabis saira (Pacific saury)
Lineage: Eukaryota; Metazoa; Chordata; Actinopteri; Beloniformes; Belonidae
Product: RAC-beta serine/threonine-protein kinase-like
Exons: 14
Coding region: 323-1762 (479 amino acids)
Biological process (GO): protein phosphorylation
Molecular function (GO): protein serine/threonine kinase activity; ATP binding
Source: RefSeq, a predicted model, not a curated record
CCUGGACCCCCCCGGACCCCCUGGACCCCCGGACCCCCCUGGACACGUGAGAGCCGCGUGCGCCGCUCCUGCAUGCUGAACUAGAGCCUGUCAGGCACGUGAUCUGUGACGUCACAGUCCGGGUCCGAGCGGAGCUUCGGCCCAACAACAUGCGCGAACCGGACCGGACCGGCCCGGCCAGUUCCGUCACAGAACCGUGGGAGAACCAGUGUUUUAUCUGAGGAUUUAUCUGAGGAUUAUUCUGAGGAAACACGGUUCCUUCUCUUCUUCUGACUGAUUGAGACUGGAAUUGAUCAGAGAAACUGAUUCCCUGAUCUGAACCAUGAAUGAAGUUAGCAUCGUCAGGGAGGGCUGGCUGCACAAACGAGGCGAGUACAUCAAGACGUGGAGGCCGCGGUACUUCAUCCUGAAGAGCGACGGCUCCUUCAUCGGCUACAAGGAGAAGCCGGACCUGAGCGAGCUGGCGUCCCCCCCCCUCAACAACUUCUCCGUGGCAGAAUGCCAGCUGAUGAAGACGGAGCGGCCGAAGCCGAACACCUUCGUGAUUCGCUGCCUGCAGUGGACGACGGUGAUCGAGAGAACGUUCCACGUGGAGAACAGCGGCGAGCGGGAGGAGUGGAUGAAGGCCAUCCAGUCGGUCACCAACAGCCUGAAGAUGCAGGACGAGGACGAGGAGCCGAUGGACGUGUUGGGUUCUCCCAGCGAGUGCAGCCUGGAGGAGAUGGAGGUGGUGAUGAACAAGAGCAGCAACAAAGUGAACAUGAGUGAUUUCGAGUACCUGAAGCUCCUGGGGAAGGGAACGUUCGGGAAGGUGAUUCUGGUGAAGGAGAAAUCCAGCGGAGUUCACUACGCCAUGAAGAUCCUGCGCAAGAUGGUGAUCAUCGCCAAGGAUGAAGUUGCCCACACCGUCACGGAGAGCCGAGUCCUGCAGAAUACCAGACACCCGUUUCUCACGACGCUGAAAUACGCCUUCCAGACCCACGACCGGCUCUGCUUCGUCAUGGAGUACGCUAACGGGGGAGAGCUCUUCUUCCACUUGUCCCGGGAGAGAGUCUUCACGGAGGAUCGAGCUCGUUUCUACGGAGCCGAGAUCGUGUCUGCGCUGGAAUAUCUGCAUUCUCACGACGUGGUCUACCGGGACCUGAAGCUGGAGAAUCUGAUGCUGGACAAAGACGGACACAUGAAGAUCACGGACUUCGGUCUCUGUAAAGAGGGAAUCACUCCCGACGCCACCAUGAAGACGUUCUGUGGAACUCCGGAGUACCUGGCUCCCGAGGUCCUGGAGGACAGCGACUACGGCCGGGCCGUGGACUGGUGGGGUCUGGGCGUGGUCAUGUACGAGAUGAUGUGUGGACGCCUGCCGUUCUACAACCAGGACCACGAGAGGCUGUUUGAGCUGAUCCUGAUGGAGGAGAUCCGGUUCCCCCGGAACCUGACGCCCGAGGCCCGGGGCCUGCUGGCCGGGCUGCUGAAGAAGGACCCCAAGCAGAGGCUCGGCGGAGGCCCUGAAGACGCCAAAGAGGUCAAAGGUCACAAGUUCUUCACCUCCAUCAGCUGGACGGACGUGGAGCAGAGGAAGCUGCCCCCCCCCUUCAAACCUCAGGUUUCCUCGGAGACGGACACGCGAUACUUCGACGAGGAGUUCACGGCCCAGACCAUCACACUCACGCCUCCGGACAAGUGUCCGAACACAGACGUCGAUAAUCCCAGUCAGGAAGCUCAUUUCCCCCAGUUCUCCUACUGCGCUAGUGUCAGGGAGUGAUAUGUCACUCUCUCACACACACACACACACACACACACACACACACACACACACACACACACACACACACACACACACACACAUGGAAACACACACAUACACCCAUAUAUACACACACACACACUCUCUCUCUCACACACACACACACACACACACACACACACACACACUCAGACCUCCAGAGGAUCAAGUGCCUUGGUUUCCUGCUGAGCUGUGAUGUCAUCAGCUGUGAUGUCAUCAGCUGUCCUGUGGAGCCGGGUGGAGGCUCCGCCUCCUCCAGCUCUGGCUCCGCCUCCUUCACGUCCACCUGGACGGUUCCCGGUGACGUGUUUGUUACUCAGAUAAAUGUCAUUAAAACUGUGAUAAAUAAA